Molecule: messenger RNA, 540 nt
Organism: Cajanus cajan (pigeon pea)
Lineage: Eukaryota; Viridiplantae; Streptophyta; Magnoliopsida; Fabales; Fabaceae
Source: RefSeq, a predicted model, not a curated record
AUGGCUAGGGCAUCGCAGUUCCUAGAGGUUUUGAAUGAUUGCAAUCUCCUCGACAUGGGGGCUAAGGGCCUUUGCUUUACGUGGUACCGAAAUCACCGUGGGUCCGUGCUGGCAAAGCAUUUAGACAGAGCGGUGUGCAACGUUGCGUGGCAAGCAAUGUUUCCGGAAGCCUACGUUGAGAACCUGUGUAGGGUCUAUUCUGAUCAUUGCCCUCUUUUACUGUGUCGUGACGGCUCAAGGGACAAGGCUCAAGAUCAACCCUUCCGGUUUCAAGCCGCGUGGGCCACCCAUCGAGAUUUUGAGCGAAUUGUUAGAGAGGCAUGGAGUCGAAGUACGCCGACCUUCGCUAAUGGGUUACGGGCUAUCCGAGAAGAUGCUACCAAGUUCAACAGGGAAGUGUUUGGGAAUAUACUUACCAGGAAGAAGGCGCUCCAACGUCGUCUUAAAGGGGUACAGUCACAACUCAAGUUAGAAGAUUCAGAGAGCCUAUCGCGCUUAGAGAAGGCUUUGCAAGCCGAGUUGGAUGAAACUUGUCUUUAG